This is a messenger RNA of Rubroshorea leprosula, 4385 nucleotides long. The record is from the annotation of a GenBank genome assembly. Lineage: Eukaryota; Viridiplantae; Streptophyta; Magnoliopsida; Malvales; Dipterocarpaceae.
UUUGUUCUUUCCACCGUCUUCUUCACAACAACGAGCUAAAGCCCUAGGAGUCUAAUCUGACACUGACAUUAUAAAAAAGCAUCUCUUUUUUUUGAUUUCUUCAACACAAGGUAAGCCACUCAAAAACCCAUCUCCUCAAAAUCCUUUCCUCUUCGUUUCCAGUUCCAAAAUUCUCAAAAAAUCCCGUGAGGAAACAACAGGGUUUAUGCAGUAAAUUGAUAUUGGGGGGUUUUGACUAUGGAUGAUCUUGAGAAGGCAAUACUGAUUAGUUUUGAUGAAUCGGGUACGUUAGAUUCGGGACUGAAGUCUCAGGCAGUGACUUUUUGUCAACAAGUUAAAGAGAACCCAUCGAUAUGUAGCAUUUGCAUUGAGAAAUUGUGCUUUUGCGAGCUGUUUCAGAUUCAGUUUUGGUGUUUACAGACUUUACAUGAAGUUAUAAAGGUUAAAUAUGGGUCCAUGAGCUUUGAGGAGAAGAGUUAUAUUCGAAAGUCGGUGUUUUCAAUGGCGUGUUUUGAGGCUUUUGAUGAUAAGUGUACUGUUAGGGUUCUAGAGAGUCCUGCAUUUAUUAAGAACAAGCUUGCUCAGGUUUUUGUCACUUUGAUUUACUUUGAAUACCCUUUAAUUUGGUCAUCUGUGUUUCUUGAUAUUCUGCCUCACCUGAGCAAAGGGGCGGUGGUAAUUGAUAUGUUUUGUCGGGUUUUGAAUGCAUUGGAUGAUGAGUUGAUUAGUAUGGAUUACCCCAGAACCCAAGAAGAGGUGGCAGUGGCAGGGCGGGUCAAGGAUGCAAUGAGGCUGCAGGGUAUAGCUCAGAUUGUUAAAGCCUGGUAUGACAUAGUUUCUACUUAUAAGAAUUCUGAUCCAGAACUUUGCACUACUGUUUUGGAUUGUACAAGGAGAUACAUUUCGUGGAUUGAUAUUGGGUUGAUUGUGAAUGAAGUUUUUCUCCCACGAUUAUUUGAGUUAAUAUUGGUUAAUGGCCCACCAGAGCAACUCCGUGGUGCUGCAGCUGGGUGUGUUUUGGCUGUAGUUUCUAAGCGAAUGGAUCCACAAGCAAAACUAUCCCUUUUAAAAAAUCUUCAAAUAAGUCGGGUUUUUGGUUUGAUAUCUGAGGAUAAUGAUCCUGAGUUUGUCUCAAGUAUAGCAGCAAUGCUUACUGGGUAUGCGGUGGAGGUUCUAGAUUGCUCAAAACGGUUGGUCUCAGAAGAUGCUAAGGUUGUUUCCAUUGAGCUCUUAGAUGAAGUUUUGCCAACUGUUUUUUAUGUCAUACAGAAUUGCGAGGUGGAUGCAACAUUCAGUAUUGUCCAAUUUCUUUCUGGAUAUGUUAGCAAUAUGAAGACGCUGUCUCAGUUGCGUGAUCAACAAUUGUUUCACAUUAGUCGGAUAUUGGAAGUGAUUCUUACACAAAUUCGAUAUGAUCCCACAUUUCGCAAUAAUCUAGAUGUGUUGGAUAAGAUUGGUGUGGAAGAGGAAGACAGAAUGCUGGAGUUUAGGAAGGAUUUGUUUGUGUUGCUACGGAAUGUGGGUCGAGUGGCACCUGAGAUUACUCAGUGUUUUAUCAGAAAUUCAUUGGCUAGUGCUGUUGCAUCUUCGUCAGACAGGAAUGUGGAAGAGGUAGAAGCUGCGCUUUCCCUUUUGUAUGCACUUGGAGAGUCAAUGAGUGAUGGGGCAAUGAGAGCAGGAAUCUUAGGUGAACUAGUGACAGAGCUUCUUUCAACACGUUUUCCCUGCCAUUCUAAUAGGCUGGUUGCCCUAGUGUACUUGGAGACAAUAGCAAGGUAUAUGAAAUUUGUUCAGGAGAAUACCCAAUAUAUACCUUCAGUUCUGGCUGCUUUUCUUGAUGAAAGAGGCAUAUAUCAUCCCAAUAUCCAUGUGAGUCGUAGGGCAAGUUAUUUGUUCAUGAGGGUUGUGAAAUUGCUAAAAUCAAACCUUGUGCCAUUCAUAGAAAUGAUCUUGCAGAGCUUGCAAGAUGUAGUUGCUCGUUUUACCAGUAUGAAUUUUGGAUCAAAGGAACUUUCAGGGUCUGAAGAUGGUACUCACAUUUUUGAGGCAAUCGGCCUAUUGAUUGGGAUGGAAGAUGUGCCACUUGAAAAGCAAUCUGAUUAUCUAUCUUCAUUGCUUGCUCCUCUCUGUCGACAGGUUGAGACUUCUUUGAUGAAUGCAAAAGUGUUGAGCCCAGAAGAGUCACCUGCAAAAAUAGCUAAUAUCCAGCAAAUAAUUAUGGCAAUUAAUGCACUAAGCAAGGGCUUCAGCGAGCGUCUUGUGACUGCUAGCCGCCCUGCAAUUGGUGUAAUGUUUAAGCAGACUUUGGAUGUUCUCGUUCAAAUUCUUGUUAUAUUUCCAAAGGUAGAGCCCUUGCGGAGCAAGGUCAUGUCGUUUAUACACCGUAUGGUAGACACCUUGGGAGCAUCUGUAUUUCCAUUUCUUCCAAAGGCAAUGGAGCAAUUGCUUGCAGAGAGUGAGCCAAAAGAGAUGGUUGCCUUUCUCUUGUUACUCAAUCAGCUGAUUUGCAAAUUCAACACAUUAGUCUGGGACAUAUUGGAAGAAGUAUUUCCUGUUAUUGCUGGUAGGGUAUUCAGUGCUAUUCAAAGGCUCGCUGGUUCAGUACCUGAAACCAACACUGAGGAAUUCCGAGAAUUACAAGAGCUUCAGAAGGCAUUGUAUACUUUCCUUCAUGUGAUAACUACACAUGAUCUGUCUUCAGUUUUUCUUUCCCCUAAAAGUAGGGACUAUUUGAAUCCUAUGAUGCAUAUGCUGUUACAUGCAUCAUGCCAUCAUAAGGAUAUCCUUGUGAGAAAGGCUGGUGUACAGAUAUUUACUAGAUUAAUUAAAGACUGGUGUACUGGUCCUUAUGGUGAGGAAAAGGUACCUGGUUUCCGAAGUUUCAUAAUGGAUGCCUUUGCGACAAACUGUUGUUUGUACAGUGUGCUUGACAAAUCCUUCGAGUUUGGUGAUGCAAAUACUGUAACCUUGAGAUAAUUAAGGAAUCAAGUUGUUUAGAUGUAAAUUUAAACAAAUAAAGUUGCUGUACCCUUUACACAAUUUUACUCUUAAUAGUAUUGUUUUAUUUUGUUAUAAUCAUACUUACUAGAACCACUCUUAUCAUGUUGAUUCACCAUGAUAGUUUUGGAAAUUUUUGUGAUUGGCAUGGUGAAUGAAGCUGCUGAAGUUACCCAUUUUAGAAAAUUUCUGUUUAUUUUAGCAUGUUCACGUAUAGUCUAGAAGAAGAGAUAGAGAAAUUAGUGUUGGUGGUUCUUUGAAACCUUUUCCUUUUUAUCAUUUGCUUGAUGCUUACUCUGAAACUUUUUCCUGAUCUGCUCUUAAGCUUCUGUUAUUUGGAGAAAUUGUGAUGGUUCAGAAGGUGAUGUAUGAGAAGUUUGGGGAUGAUUUUCUUGCUCAUUUCAUUUCAAAAAGCUUUCCACCUGCACACUGCCCCCAAGAUCUGGCAGUUCAGUAUUGUCAAAAGUUGCAGAUUAUUAUAUUGAUAUUCCCUACAUGAUUAUUGUCAGUAAAUAAAAAGCUUAUUUAGUCCAUGACAUUAGGAUGGAAACCUUUAACAGUGAUUCUAUCCAACUCACUCUGUGCUUUGCUCAAUUCACACUUUACUGUAUCAAAGUGAUCUUGAAAAUAAAAUAAUGGCAUUUUCAUUCUGCUGGAAUGUUGGUCAUGUUUAUGUUACCCCAGAUCAAACCUUGCUCAAGAUUGUACAAUCUAUAUGGGCUUGGCUCAUAACAAGCUGUGGUUGUAUGUAUCUGCAGGGUGGUGAUAUCAAGGCUUUAAGGUCAUUUUACCAGUCACUUAUUGAAAGCUUAAGAGUCCAACAAAAUGGAAGCAUUGUCUUCAGAUAGCAGCACCUUGGUGGUCAAAUGGCAUUCUUCCUGAUACUUCAUUACUUCAUGCCCUUUAGAUGGUGCAGCAAUUCUUAUAUUCUGUUCACUACAGGUUUGUUUAUGUAAAUAUCGUUUUGUAUGCCUAUUCCAAGAACACUGAGUUGUAUAUUUCCGGAAGCCAGUUUUUUGUGGAGAAGAAGUUGGUUAAUUGGUUAACCGCUAUCAAAUCCUAGUUUCAAUUUCCCAAGUGGACUCAGCGUUUCUGGGAGAGAUGUUUAUAGGUUUUUCGUCAGCCUUUUUAAUUCAGUUAUCUCGGUUCGUUUAAAUCUUCAUUAUUUUUUGAAGUGUGCAACGGGUGUGCGUGACCAUUUUUCACAUUUUGUCACCCUACUGCUUUCCAAGCCAUAUUCGGUUGAAAAGUAACUAUGAAUGUGAUUUCUAUUCUUCCCCUUUGACAGAAAUAAAGAACAUUAGGGUAUAUAUGUCUUGUGUUGUUUACAGUCUCAUCUUUUGGAAGUAAAAGCGAAAAGUGAAAACUAAGAGCUCAUGAUAUGUAAA